AAAAAAACAACAACAAAAGACCAAAUCAAAACAAAAGAAAAGCGCACAAAUUAAUUCUAUUAACUUCAAGUGAACUCAACAUGGACACGGGCAAUGUUAUGGACAUUUAUGCAAUUUAUUUAUUCCGACCCGGAAGUUCUCCCGUUGAUUGGUGCGAGGGCAAUUAUUUAAUAUCAUCGAAUAUUGCUGAGUUCGUCAACACGUUCAGCAACUUUCUGUUCAUUCUACUGCCGCCAGUAUUAAUUGUGCUGUUUAAGGAAUACGGACGAUUUGUCACGCCCGGAAUACACUUGCUGUGGGUGCUGCUGAUUGUCGUGGGUCUGAGUUCCAUGUACUUUCAUGCCACGCUCAGCUUGUUGGGUCAACUGCUGGAUGAACUGGCCAUUCUGUGGGUGUUUCUAGCCGGCUUCGCGCUGUUCUAUCCCAAGCGAUACUACCCAAAGUUCGUGAAGAACGAUCGCAAAGCCUUCAGUUGGCUCAUGUUACUGUCGGCCAUUAUCGCAACGGCUUUGUGCUGGUGGAAGCCCAUAGUUAAUGCCUUUGUUCUUAUGCUCAUGGGCGUGCCGACAAUGAUAAUGCUCUACACUGAGCUGCAGAGAGUUCGAGAUCAGCGAGUUUAUCGCUUGGGCCUGCGUGCCACAACCGUUUGGGGCGUGGCCGUUUUCUGUUGGAUCAACGAUCGCCUGUUUUGCGAGGCCUGGUCCUCAAUCAACUUUCCGUAUUUGCACGGUUUUUGGCAUAUAUUAAUAUUUAUAGCCGCCUACACGGUGCUAGUUCUGUUCGCAUAUUUCUAUGUAGAGUCCGAGCUGCCACAGCGCCAGCCGCUGCUCAAGUAUUGGCCAAAGAAUGAGUUUGAGUUCGGCAUACCGUUCAUAUCUAUAGGAAAUCCAGAUUCGAAAGAUUGGCAUAUCUACUGCAGCCUAUACAUGCAACAUAUCGACACAACAGACUAAAGCUCAGUUAAAGAAUUCUAAUUUCUAUUUAAAUCUAUGCUUAAUUAAUGAUAGUUGAAAGUUGAUGAGAUAUUGAGAUAGUUUCAUAUUUGUAAUUGGGGGUUAUUAUUUGCAUCAAAAAUGCUUGAAACUUGUUUAUUGUAAAGUUUCUCAAAAAGUUUAUUAAAUACACUAACCAAUAAAUAGGUUUAGUGGUUAUUUUGUUGGAUUCCCGU
Drosophila grimshawi is the source of this 1168-nucleotide messenger RNA. It is a transcript of the gene bwa, whose product is annotated as alkaline ceramidase. The record is from RefSeq and is a predicted model, not a curated record. NCBI's taxonomy places the organism in Eukaryota, Metazoa, Arthropoda, Insecta, Diptera, Drosophilidae. Gene Ontology annotation, cellular component: membrane. Gene Ontology annotation, molecular function: hydrolase activity, acting on carbon-nitrogen (but not peptide) bonds, in linear amides. The transcript is spliced from 5 exons. The coding region runs from base 81 to 953 and encodes 290 amino acids. Gene Ontology annotation, biological process: ceramide metabolic process.